GUGAAACACAGGUGGUUGUACUGCAGUCCCGAACAGCAAGGUGAUUUUUGAGCUGCUGUGCCUUGUGGUGAAAUCAUGUUCAGCUCUGCCUUCAAAGCUGAUCGCCUUCAGGUCAACUUGCAACUGGUUGUCAAUCGCCUAAAACUCCUGGAAAAAAAGAAAACUGAACAGGUGCAGAAAGCAAGAAAGGAGGUUGCUGACUAUCUGGCUGCUGGGAAAGAAGAACGAGCUGGGAUCCGAGUGGAGCACAUCAUCCGAGAAGACUACCUCGUGGAAGCCAUGGAGAUCCUGGAGCUGUACUGUGACCUGCUGCUGGCCCGGUUUAGCUUGAUCCAGGCCACAAAAAAAUUGGAUUCAUGUCUGGCUGAAUCUGUAUCUACAUUGAUCUGGGCAGCUCCUCGCCUCCAGUCAGAGGUGCCUGAGUUGAAAAUAGUCUCUAGUCAGCUGUGUGCAAAGUACAGUCAAGAAUAUGGUCAACUGUGCCGAACCAAUGAGAUUGGAACUGUCAGCUCUCAGCUAAUGUGUAAAUUAAAUGUGAGCACUCUAUCCCAGGUUUUAGUGGAACGGUACCUGAUAGAAAUAGCUAAGAACUACAGUGUGCCAUAUAAGUCCAAGACAACCUUGAUGGAUGAAGCCCGAUCAGACCUGGUUGGUAUUGGACUUGCUGAGGAUGUCAAGAAAGGUACCCUUGGCAGAAGUGGAACUGUAGUAGGACCUGGUGAACCACCUGGGGCAUGGCCUGUACCUGCACCAGGGCCCUUACCUGUGCCAUCCCCGGCCCCUUGUUUCUCAUCCCUUCCUCCUGAAAGUCAGAACAAUUCCUAUAAGAAGAAUGAUUUGCUUCCUUCACCAAUUCCUAGUCUAGGACUCAUCCCUCAAACUUCUCCAAAGCCAGUAUCCAGAGUCAAGAUUGGUUUUGAUAAGUUUAUGCUGCCUGGUUUGCCUGAUGUAAAACCUCAAGGAAGCCUAUCCAUUGACCCUUGUGGUUUUGAGGAAGUUGAUUUUGAAGAUCUUAACCGGAGACUUGAAAUGCUGAAGAAAACCACAUAAUUUCUUUGUCUUGGAUUGAGUAAUUGCCUGAGAAUCAGGGCUCCUGGGCACAAAUUUAGAGGAUGGCUACCUGUGUGUGGGUCUGAAGUUUUCUUAUUUACAAUCCCUUACAUCUCUUUUCUAUGGUUCUCUGUAAUAAUGCACAUGCAUGUGUGUGUGUGCAUAUGCAUAUAAUUCUUCCUGUCCCUUAAGAUCCUGUAAUUCUUAGAUGAGAAAAUUCUGACCUAUAAAACUUUAUUAAUUAUAGUUAAUAAAUUUUAAUUUUCUCCUGGA
Molecule: messenger RNA, 1323 nt
Organism: Manis pentadactyla (Chinese pangolin)
Lineage: Eukaryota; Metazoa; Chordata; Mammalia; Pholidota; Manidae
Product: IST1 homolog
Exons: 9
Coding region: 76-1050 (324 amino acids)
Biological process (GO): protein transport
Source: RefSeq, a predicted model, not a curated record